AUGUCUCCCUCCGUCACGUCCGACCCCGUCUCGACGCCCCCGCGCCCGCCGACGCCCGUCCACGGCUUCGGCACCCUCGCCGUGCACGCCGGCUCCCCCCACGAUCCCUCGACGGGCGCCGUCAUCGAGCCCAUCUCCCUCUCCACCACCUUCGCCCAGACAGCCGUCGGCAAGCCCGUCGGUGAGUACGAGUACUCUCGCUCGGCCAACCCGAACCGCACAAACUUCGAGACGGCCGUGGCGGCGCUCGAGCACGCCCGCUACGCGCUCGCCUUCUCCAGCGGUAGCGCGACGACGGCCAACAUCCUCCAGAGCCUCGCCGCCGGCAGCCACGUCAUCUCCGUCUCCGACGUCUACGGCGGCACCCACCGCUACUUCACCCAGGUGGCCAAGGCGCACGGCGUCAAGGUCACCUUCACGCCCGAGAUCGAGGUGGACAUUAGCGAGCACAUCAACGACCAGACGCGCCUCAUCUGGAUCGAGACGCCGUCGAACCCGACGCUCCGCCUCGUCGACAUCCGCGCCGUCGUAUCCGAGGCGCACAAGCACGGCAUCCUCGUCGUCGUCGACAACACCUUCCUCUCGCCCUACGUGCAGAACCCGCUCGACCUCGGGGCCGACAUCGUCGUCCACAGCGUGACCAAGUACAUCAACGGCCACAGCGACGUCGUCAUGGGCGUCGCCGCCUUCAACAGCGACGAGCUCAAGCAGCGCCUGAGCUUCCUGCAGAACGCCAUCGGCGCCGUCCCCUCGGCCUUUGACUCGUGGCUCGCCCACCGCGGCCUCAAGACGCUGCACCUGCGCGCCCGCGCCGCGAGCCACAACGCCGCCACCGUCGGCCACGCCCUCGAGGCCUCGCCUCACGUCAUCGCCGUCAACUACCCCGGCCUCGACUCGCACCCCCAGCGCCACAUCGCCAAGAAGCAGCACCGCGAGGGCAUGGGCGGCGGCAUGCUCUCCUUCCGCAUCCGCGGCGGCCACGACGCGGCCCUGCGCUUCUGCCAGCUCACCAAGAUCUUCACGCUCGCCGAGAGCUUGGGCGGCGUCGAGUCCCUCGUCGAGCUGCCCAGCAGCAUGACGCACGCCGGCAUCCCCCGGGACCAACGCGAGGCCGUCGGCGUCUUCGACGACCUCGUCCGCCUGAGCUGCGGCGUCGAGGAAGCCGAGGAUCUCAAGAACGACAUCCUGCAAGCCCUCGAGCUCGCCGUCAGGGACUCGGCCAAGAACGGCCUCACCAACGGAGUCAACGGACAAUGA
Messenger RNA from Drechmeria coniospora, 1257 nucleotides. Its product is annotated as cystathionine gamma-lyase. Gene Ontology annotation, biological process: transsulfuration. The record is from RefSeq and is a predicted model, not a curated record. Lineage: Eukaryota; Fungi; Ascomycota; Sordariomycetes; Hypocreales; Ophiocordycipitaceae. The coding region runs from base 1 to 1257 and encodes 418 amino acids. Gene Ontology annotation, molecular function: pyridoxal phosphate binding; cystathionine gamma-lyase activity. Gene Ontology annotation, cellular component: cytoplasm. The transcript has a single exon.